UUGGCAAGCGGGUGCUUUACCACUAGCGCUACCCGGGAAGCCCUACAGUUCUACACCCUCUUAUAAAAUUGGUAUUAUCAUUUUUCUCCAUUUUGGAGAUGAUGAAGUAUCAGAAUGGUUAAGUAACUUGUUCAAGGUCACACAGCAGGCAAGGGGCAGAGCCCAAAUUUACACCAAGCCAAAAAUGGCUCUCCCGUGCCCCAUUGUCAGUUGGGAUGGGGGUAACAUCCUAGGUGCUGGGUGCUACAGGAGGGUCAGCAGGGUCUGGUCAAACAGUUCUGCCCAGGGCCAUGCCAACAAGUAGGGCUAACCAGGAUGAUCCAGAUCCACAGUCAAGUUCACAGAGCUGUAAGUUCCAACUUAACCCGGGAUUUGAGUGUUUGAGAUUUUUCUCAUUUAAGGAGCGUUUUCUGGGAAAGAACUCCCACCCCCACCCCCUUCCCAUGUAGAGAACAUAGAUUUUAAGUAGUACAGACCAGGGAACCAAAAACAACAGAGUCCUGAGUUUAAUCAGAGGAGAAAGCUAACACAGCCAAGCCAAAUGGAAGCGCAAAAAUACAUUUCCUUAGUUUCUGGAAAGGAAAACUGGGCAGACUCCGCUUCCAGUUUCGAUCCAGAGGCCGAGUUUUCCAAUGCUCCGGGUCCAGCGUCUCUCGAGGACCUCCCUGAAGGGCCCCCAGCUUCGCUGAGGCCGCGCCCAAGGAGCCGUCGGUCACCCCCUCGAAAGGCCCCCGCCGGCUCCGCCCCUGCCCACCCAAGGCCCCGCCCGCCCCGCCCCGCCCCGGCUGUGCUUGGUCCUCCUCAGCUCAAAGACUCUCUAAGGGUGAGCGAGCGGCAGCGCUCGGCGUUGUGGCUGGAGGCUGGGGCCGGCGAAGACGCCGGAGCCGCGGGUAGCAACUGGGCGCAGGAAGGCGCUUACUGGGGUUCGGACCGCGCGGCGUCAGCCGCUGCGAGCGCCGCUGAGCGCUCUAACCUUCAGUCGUGCAACUUCGUAGCCAGGACGUGAGAACCCGGAGAGCGCUCGAGUCUCGGAGCCGGAGGAGUGCAGAGAGGGGCGCGCCGGAGCCUGACCGGAGAGCGGACGCCAGGCACCCGUCGCGCUCCGAGCGCCCGGCAGCCCUCUGCGAAGGGUGGCUGCCUCUGCCCCAACGGAGGGCACGAGCUGGCGCGACCGGGCGCCGGGGAGGACGGCGAGGAGGAGGCGGCGGCGGCGGAGACGGCGGCGGCGAGGCUGGGGCCAGGGAGAGAGCCCCGGGGGAGAGGCGCCCGAGCCGGGCCGAGGGAGCAUGUGGGCCCGGAGCGGAGCGCGGGGCGCGCUGCUGCUGGCGCUGCUGCUCUGCUGGGAUCUGAGGCUGAGCCAAGCAGGCACUGACUCGGGCAGGGAAGAGCUCCCCGACUCCUUCCCAUCGGCACCAGCAGAGACGCUGCCCCACUUCCUGCAGGAGCCGCAGGACGCCUACAUCGUGAAGAACAAGCCCGUGGAGCUGGGCUGCCGUGCCUUCCCUGCCACACAGAUCUACUUCAAGUGCAACGGCGAGUGGGUCAGCCAGAGUGACCACGUCACCCAAGAGGGCCUGGACGAGGCCACUGGCCUGCAGGUGCGAGAGGUGCAGAUCGAGGUGUCGAGGCAGCAGGUAGAGGAGCUGUUCGGGCUGGAGGAUUACUGGUGCCAGUGUGUAGCCUGGAGCUCUGCGGGCACCACCAAGAGUCGCCGGGCCUACGUCCGCAUCGCCUACCUGCGCAAGAACUUUGAUCAGGAGCCUCUGGGCAAGGAAGUGCCCCUGGACCAUGAAGUUCUCCUGCAGUGCCGCCCACCGGAGGGGGUGCCUGUGGCUGAGGUGGAAUGGCUCAAGAACGAGGAUGUCAUCGACCCCACCCAGGACACCAACUUCCUGCUCACCAUCGACCACAACCUCAUCAUCCGCCAGGCCCGCCUGUCGGACACGGCCAACUACACCUGCGUGGCCAAGAACAUCGUGGCAAAGCGUCGCAGCACCACGGCCACCGUCAUUGUCUACGUGAACGGUGGCUGGUCCAGCUGGGCAGAGUGGUCUCCCUGCUCUAACCGCUGUGGCCGCGGCUGGCAGAAGCGCACGCGGACCUGCACCAACCCUGCCCCGCUCAACGGAGGUGCCUUCUGCGAGGGCCAGGCCUUCCAGAAGACUGCCUGCACCACCGUGUGCCCAGUCGACGGCGGGUGGACGGAGUGGAGCAAGUGGUCAGCCUGUAGCACCGAGUGUGCGCACUGGCGCAGCCGCGAGUGCAUGGCGCCCCCACCCCAGAACGGAGGCCGGGACUGCAGCGGGACCCUGCUCGACUCCAAGAACUGCACUGAUGGGCUGUGCGUGCAAAAUAAGAAAACUCUAAGUGACCCCAAAAGCCACCUCCUGGAGACCUCAGGGGACAUGGCGCUGUAUGCGGGCCUCGUGGUGUCCAUCUUCGUGGUGGUGGCUGUCCUCAUAGUUGUGGCCGUGGUGGUAUACCGCCGCAACUGCCGGGACUUUGACACCGACAUCACCGACUCAUCCGCCGCCCUCACCGGCGGCUUCCACCCAGUCAACUUCAAGACUGCAAGGCCCAACAACCCACAGCUCCUGCGCCCAUCCGUGCCUCCUGACCUCACUGCCAGCGCCAGCAUCUACCGCGGGCCAAAGUACGCCCUGCAGGACUCGGCCGACAAGAUCCCCAUGACCAACUCGCCACUGCUGGACCCGCUGCCCAACCUCAAGAUCAAGGUCUACAGCUCCGGCACCGCUGGCUCUGGGCCAGGCCUGGCAGACGGGGCCGACCUGCUGGGAGUCCUGCCGCCCGGCACGUACCCUGGUGACUUUGCCCGGGACACGCACUUCCUGCACCUGCGCAGUGCCAGCCUCGGCUCCCAGCAGCUCCUGGGCCUGCCCCGUGACCCAGGGAGCAGUGUCAGUGGCACCUUUGGCUGCCUGGGCGGGAGACUCAGCAUCCCCGGCACAGGGGUCAGCCUACUGGUGCCCAAUGGAGCCAUCCCCCAGGGCAAGUUCUACGAGAUGUACCUCCUCAUCAACAAGGCAGAAAAUACCCUCCCGCUUUCAGAAGGCACCCAGACAGUAUUGAGCCCCGCAGUGACCUGCGGGCCCACGGGCCUCCUACUAUGCCGCCCCGUCAUCCUUACGGUGCCCCACUGUGCAGAAGUCAGUGCCGGCAACUGGAUUUUCCAGCUCAAGACCCAGGCCCACCAGGGCCACUGGGAGGAAGUGGUGACCCUGGAUGAGGAGACCCUGAAUACCCCCUGCUACUGCCAGCUGGAGGCCAGGUCCUGCCACAUCCUGCUGGACCAGCUGGGCACCUACGUGUUCACGGGUGAGUCUUACUCCCGCUCGGCAGUCAAGCGGCUCCAGCUGGCCAUCUUUGCCCCGGCCCUCUGCACCUCCCUGGAGUACAGCCUCAGAGUCUACUGCCUGGAGGACACGCCUGUAGCACUGAAGGAGGUACUUGAGCUGGAACGGACCCUGGGUGGCUACAUAGUGGAGGAGCCAAAACCCUUGCUGUUUAAGGACAGUUACCAUAACCUGCGCCUCUCCCUCCACGACAUCCCCCAUGCCCACUGGAGGAGCAAGCUGCUGGCCAAGUACCAGGAGAUCCCCUUCUGUCACAUUUGGAGUGGCAGCCAGAAGGCCCUGCACUGCACCUUCACGCUGGAGAGGCACAGCCUGGCCUCCACGGAGCUCACCUGCAAGAUCUGCGUGCGGCAGGUGGAGGGGGAGGGCCAGAUAUUCCAGCUUCAUACCACGCUGGCAGAGACGCCUGCUGGCUCCCUAGACGCCCUCUGCUCCGCCCCCAGCAGUGUGGUCACCACCCAACUGGGACCCUACGCCUUCAAGAUCCCCCUGUCCAUCCGCCAGAAGAUAUGCAACAGCCUGGAUGCCCCCAACUCACGUGGCAAUGACUGGCGGCUGUUGGCACAGAAGCUCUCCAUGGACCGGUACCUGAACUACUUUGCCACCAAAGCAAGCCCCACGGGUGUGAUCCUGGACCUUUGGGAAGCUCUGCAGCAGGACGACGGGGACCUCAACAGCCUGGCGAGUGCCUUGGAGGAGAUGGGCAAGAGCGAGAUGCUGGUGGCCAUGGCCACCGACGGGGAGUGCUGAGCUGGCCUGCACCUGCGGGCUGGGAGGGACCAGCAGGAGGCGGGCACAGGCAGGCCCGGGGCAGCCUCCUGGGGGGCCAUUGGGCCUCCUCUGCCCCUGAGCUCACAGGCAGAGUCGCCCCUCCUCCUCCUCCCCCGCUCCUUGCCCCACCUGCAGACCACAACCAGCCUUAGGAGAUCCAUGGACUUCGUUGUUGGGAGGACUCAGCGGUCCUUCUCCACCCCAUGCUGUCUCUCCUGACCUCAGACCUCUGUGCAGGAAGCGGGAGGGGCCAGGCCCUCUGGAGGCAGCUAGGGGAGCAAGGAGGUGGCCCUCCCAGCCUCAGCCCCAGGAAGUCUCGGGGCAUCUGUUUUAGUUGUGUUCUUUAUUCUCUUCCUCAGUUAUUGAUUCUCCCUCCUCCCUCUCCAUUCACACCAUUUUCCUCUUUGAAGAGUCAAGUACGAUUCAGAGAAACUGCUUUCUCCUGUCCAUACGUGAAAAGGAAAAGGAAAGAAAGAAAGCUUCCAACCACUAGUAAGGCUCAAAAAAAAAAAAAAAGAAAAACACCAAAACCACAAGGGAAAAGAAAACCCAGUUUCUUAGGAAACGCAAAUGAUUUAUUAUCCAGAUAUUUGGAUAAGUUCUUUUUAAGAAAAAAAAAGAAAAUGAAAAAAUAACACAAAAAUAGAAAACGCUUUUCUUGAGUGUGGGUGUGGGCGUGCUCGUGAUUCUGGCCAGCAGCCUGUGUGUGUGUAUGUGUGUAAGAGAGAGAGAAUCAGGGGGAGAGAGACUGAAUAGGAAACCCUUUGCUGCUAAUGAUUCCAUCUUAGGCUAAAUUCUAACAAGCCCUCAGCUUCCGCACUUCUACAGGGUCAGAUGAGGUCUGAGCCGUGGUCCCGUGUUUCUGAAAUCUUAAACAGAUGCUGAAUCAGUAAAGCCAAGGAGGCCUGAGGCCUGGUGUGGGGUGGGGUCCUGCCUCCCUCUCACAGCCCCAGGCAGGUGCCCCCAUGGCUCCUCCGGGUUCCCAGGAAUCCAGAUUAAAAGGACCUGGGAUGGAAAAUGUGGGUGGGCCAGCCCAGCCAGGGAGUACUAUGAUCUGGGGGCUCCUGGAGAGGGGGCAUAGCCCAGAGAGGGUCCUCACAGAGAAAGGAGUCAGGGAUGAGAAUCCCCUGUGGAUACCUCUCUUCCCCUACCCCAAGGCGGGGCCAGCUGGGACACCCCAGCCUCUAGACCAGGUGGGUUGGAGCAGGUGGGCCUUCUCUUAAUGCCCAGGAAUCCAGGAUCUGCCCUUCCCUAGCAGAUUCCCUUCUAUUUCCUCUUCUGUAAAACAGAAGGGGAGGAUAGGACGGGCUCUCCUGCUUCAGAAGCCUGAGCUCCUGGGGUUGGUGUGGCUUUGAGGAACAUGUGAGCAGCCAGCCCUGUGGGUGGUGUGGGAGGCAGGGAGGCGGCUGGUCUGGCUGUGCUUUGCACACCUGCCCGGAGUGGAGGAGGAGGGGUGGAAGGCCAUUUUCCCAGCUCUGAUCUCCCCAGGCACCUCCCUGCAACCCUCUUCUCACACCUUCUGCUGUCUGGGAGAGUCUGAAAGAAGCUUUGGCCAGCAGGGUGGGGGGGGGGGUGUGGCACCCCCUCUCCAGCCUGCCUGUUCCAGGAGGUUCCGAGGGGCCAUCAAGGUCCCUUUCCAGCCGUCUGGUGAUAGCUGGAACCAGACUCUUGAGCUGGCACAGAGGCCACAUCAAAGGCCUCUCCUCCUUGGCACCCAGGCCAAAGCAAGUGCCAGCUCUGGGCACUCACCCCAGGGCUUGCCCCAGCAGGUCCAGGAGCAGCUGCUGGCACCAGCCUGGGUGUAUCCUGGCCUUUUAAAGUCUGAUCUCCUGGGAGAAAAGCAGGUUAGGAGGCUGUAGUCCCAGCCAGUGUCCUAAGCCUGGCGUCCCAGCCAUGUACUCGGGGGCAUGUGGGGACAGUGAGAUUUUCACCAGCCCCCAGCGCCCUGGGGAUCAGGCUGCCGGCCGGCCAUCGAGGGCCUGCUGGGUUUGAGAGAGGUUCCUUUUUAUCAAGGCUGCUCAAGGGGCCAGGCCUGCAUCAGGCUCGAGCCCCUGAGGCUGAGACCACAGCCUUUUACUUUUACCCCAGUGCCUGUGUGGACGUUGCCUCAACAAAAGCAGCGAGCCUUCCCUGCCGAAGGGGCCGUCCGCCUCGGGCUCAGUCUCCCUGCCCACUCCUAGUCUGAGCCGUGUGGGCCUGUGUGGUCACAUGAGGGCAGUCUGGAGUCCAAGGACCAGCGUUCAAGCUCCAGCUUUGCUAUGAGGCCUCUCUGUGACUUCAGGCAUCUGACUGCCUUCUCAAGGCCUCUUUUCCUUUUUAGACCCAGAAGGCUCCACAACUGCUGUCUGAGGCCCUUUGGUCUCUGAUACAUCAUUCUAGGCUUCUGAGGUGAAUCCUGGUGGGUUGAAGUUGACUGUGGUCUGCCAUGGCCCUCCUCCCUGCCCCUCCUCCCUCCCUUCCCUCCUCUCCUCCCUGCCCCUCCUCCCUGCCCCUCCUCCCUCCCUUCCCUCCUCUCCUCCCUGCCCCUCUUCCCUCCCUUCCCUCCACCUCCUCCCUGCCCCUCCUCCCUCCCUUCCCUCCUCUCCUCCCUCCCUCUCCUCCCUCCCUGCCCCUCCUCCCUGCCCUACCCUGAGAAACCUGCUUCCUUAGCGCCCAGGACCGGAGCUCUUGUUGGAUGAGGCCAGGCCAGCCAUCCAGGUGCCAUUUCUGACCUGAUUUCCAGAAAUUGUGUACCAGGGCCUGGAGCACAGAACCAAUUGGCUAAAGCCUCCUGGGAGGGCUCAAACUGUCCAGCUUUAUAAGAAAAGCCUGGAAAGGAUUUGCUGGCACCAUCAAUCUGCUUGGGCUACUGUGACUGUCUGCAGACUGCCCGCCUCGGGGUGGCAUGGAGGUUUCUCGGCUUAUUCAGGCCUGAGAGGCAGCCCCACGCAGCCCGAGUACCUUGAGAGCCACAGAUUAAGUGCCGCUGCAGGGCCUACGCGCUGUGUUGACGUCUCUCGUAUCUGGGGUGUGCUGGCACAUCUGUGCGUGUGUGCAUGUGCUUUUAUCUGUGGGCACAUCAGCGUGCCUCUCCGGGAACGUGUCCCCACCCGUGUGUGCGUGUGUGCCCUCCUCGAGUCCACUGGGCCACCUGGAGGUUGCCCUCUGAGUACACAGGGUCAGUCGGUAUCUCUUCUACGUGCCUCUCCUCUGCCUUCUCUCGCAGGGUUCUGGGCUCCAGAGGGGCCCUCCCCUCUCCUGGAUGCUCCAGGGCCCUCUGGUCUCUUUCCCCCAGCAACCAGGCAGCUGAGCCAGUUCCCGUAACAGGCCCUCUGGGGAGAGGUGACCAGGAGCCUGGGUGCAGGGAGCAGCUCUCCUGCGGGCCAAGGGCUGUACCACCCGCCUGGGCAGUGGACAUGGUUAUAUGCCCGAGGGCUGCCGGGCUGGCCCCAGUCCCACCUCUGUUUAUUCUGUACUACAACCUGUAAAUAACAUUUAGCAUUCCUAUUGUAACAAAAUUAAUUUUUAUGAAAUAAAUUAUAUUUCCUAGUCUAAUAAAAAAUUCAGGUUGUA
Bubalus bubalis (water buffalo) is the source of this 7697-nucleotide messenger RNA. RefSeq names its product unc-5 netrin receptor B (gene UNC5B). The transcript is spliced from 17 exons. Gene Ontology annotation, molecular function: protein binding; netrin receptor activity. The record is from RefSeq and is a predicted model, not a curated record. Gene Ontology annotation, cellular component: membrane. NCBI's taxonomy places the organism in Eukaryota, Metazoa, Chordata, Mammalia, Artiodactyla, Bovidae. Gene Ontology annotation, biological process: anterior/posterior axon guidance; netrin-activated signaling pathway. The coding region runs from base 1287 to 4124 and encodes 945 amino acids.